Paramuricea clavata is the source of this 324-nucleotide messenger RNA. NCBI's taxonomy places the organism in Eukaryota, Metazoa, Cnidaria, Anthozoa, Malacalcyonacea, Plexauridae. The record is from the annotation of a GenBank genome assembly.
CAAAUAGUGCUAUUCGAUCAAACGCAUGAUGCUGAGCACAACGCGCUGAGUUUCAGCUCGAUUGGUCCAAUAGUUCGUGAGAUAUGGCAAAAUGUUGGAAAAAACUUAUUUUUGCACAUUGCUGCAAAUAGUGCUAUUCGGUCAAGCGGUGUUGAUGCUGAGCACAACGCGCUGAGUUUCAGCUCGAUUGGUCCAAUAGUUCGUGAGAUAUGGCAAAAUGUUGAAAAAAACUUAUUUUUGCACAUUGCUGCAAAUAGUGCUAUUCGGUCAAGCGGUGUUGAUGCUCAGCACAACGCGCUGAGUUUCAGCUCAAUUAGUCCAAUA